Ctenopharyngodon idella (grass carp) is the source of this 3144-nucleotide messenger RNA. It is a transcript of the gene txnrd3, whose product is annotated as thioredoxin reductase 3. The transcript is spliced from 16 exons. The coding region runs from base 214 to 2016 and encodes 600 amino acids. The record is from RefSeq and is a predicted model, not a curated record. Lineage: Eukaryota; Metazoa; Chordata; Actinopteri; Cypriniformes; Xenocyprididae. Gene Ontology annotation, molecular function: flavin adenine dinucleotide binding; thioredoxin-disulfide reductase (NADPH) activity; glutathione-disulfide reductase (NADPH) activity. Gene Ontology annotation, biological process: cellular response to oxidative stress; glutathione metabolic process; cell redox homeostasis. Gene Ontology annotation, cellular component: cytosol; mitochondrion.
AGGCGCGCGCGCGGUGGAGCGUCAUUCGGCGGCGGCGCGAGAUGAACUUGCAAUAAUGACUGGAGUGAUUUUAACCUUAUUUAUCGUGUUAGUUAAUGUCACAUCAUGAUCAUGAUGUGUUUGUUUUGAGGUUAAGCUUCACUUUAAUCAUAAUCUUCGACUCAGGAAGCAGAAGAGCUCGGAAUAUCGAUCCGUGACCGAUUAUUGAUCAUCAUGCCGCCCAUCGAGAAUGACGCGGGUCGCGAGCAGAUCCGAUUGAAAAUCAAGGAGCUGAUCGAUUCCAAUCAAGUGCUGGUGUUCAGUAAGAGCUUCUGUCCUUACUGCGUCAAGGUGAAGGAACUGUUUAAAGAGCUGAAUGUCAAGUGUAAUACCAUAGAGCUGGACUUGAUGGAGGAUGGAACCAACUACCAGGACUUACUGCAUGAGAUGACCGGGCAGAAAACAGUCCCCAACGUCUUCAUCAACAAGAAACACAUCGGAGGCUGUGACAACACUAUGAAGGCACACAAAGAUGGCAUCUUGCAGAAGCUGUUGGGUGAAGAGAGUGAGGUGUACGACUAUGAUCUCAUCGUCAUCGGUGGUGGUUCUGGCGGUCUGGCAUGUUCAAAGGAAGCAGCUGCCUUUGGCAAGAAGGUCAUGGUUCUAGAUUAUGUUGUUCCCACACCAAAGGGCACAACCUGGGGUCUGGGUGGCACAUGUGUGAAUGUGGGCUGUAUUCCUAAGAAACUGAUGCAUCAGACGGCCCUGCUGAGCACAGCCAUGGAGGAUGCACGCAAGUUUGGCUGGGAAUUCAGUGAUCAAGUGACACACAACUGGGAGACGAUGAGGACUGCAGUGAAUAACUACAUCGGUUCAUUGAACUGGGGCUACAGAGUUUCCCUACGAGACAAAAACGUCAAUUAUGUCAACGCCUACGCUGAGUUUGUGGAGCCGCACAAGAUCAAGGCCACAAACAAGCGUGGUAAAGAGACGUUUUACACCGCAGCUAGGUUUGUCCUGGCGACAGGAGAGCGGCCUCGUUACCUGGGUGUCCCAGGAGACAAAGAGUACUGCAUAACCAGUGAUGACCUGUUUUCAUUGCCCUACUGUCCCGGGAAGACUCUUGUUGUCGGGGCGUCAUAUGUCGCUCUGGAGUGUGGGGGUUUUCUGGCCGGUUUGGGGCUGGACGUGACCGUCAUGGUUCGCUCCAUUCUGCUGCGAGGAUUCGACCAGGACAUGGCUAACCGUGCAGGAGAUUACAUGGAGAUGCAUGGGGUCAAAUUCCUCAGGAAGUUUGUUCCGACCAAGAUCGAGGAGCUGGAAGCUGGAACUCCGGGACGACUUAAAGUGACAGCCAAAUCAACCGAGAGUGAUGAAAUCUAUGAAGGGGAAUACAACACUGUGUUGAUCGCAGUGGGUCGUGACGCCUGUACAGGAAAGAUCGGUCUGGACAAAGUUGGAGUUAAAGUCAAUGCCAAGAACGGGAAGAUUCCAGUGAAUGAUGAGGAGCAGACCAACAUUCCUCACAUCUAUGCCAUUGGAGACAUCUUGGAGGGGAAGUGGGAGCUCACGCCUGUGGCCAUUCAGGCCGGGAAACUCCUGGCUCGCCGACUGUACGCUGGAUCAUCUUUGAAGUGCGAUUACGUGAAUGUUCCCACCACUGUCUUCACUCCUAUGGAAUACGGCAGCUGUGGUCACCCGGAGGAGAAGGCCGUGGAGAUCUACGGACAGGAGAACAUCGAGGUCUAUCACAGUCUGUUCUGGCCUCUGGAGUUCACUGUUCCUGGCCGAGACAACAACAGGUGCUAUGCCAAGAUCAUCUGCAAUAAACUUGACAACGACCGUGUGAUUGGCUUUCACUAUCUGGGUCCUAAUGCUGGAGAGGUCACACAGGGCUUCGGAGCUGCUAUGAAGUGUGGGAUUACCAAAGAUCAGCUGGACAACACCAUCGGGAUACACCCCACCUGUGCCGAGAUAUUCACCACGAUGGAGGUCACCAAAAGCUCUGGCGGUGACAUCACUCAGUCGGGCUGCUGAGGUUAAACCCUGCUCGUUUAAUAGGCUGUCAGUACUAGUUUAAACUGCUAGUUUAUUCUAGUGAUUUAUCCCUCUCCUCUCCGCUUAAACACACUCGAGUCUCUUUCUAGGAAUCUGGAGGUAGAACAUCAUGAUGUUUCACUGCUUACAGAAGGCUUUUGUGUCUCGUUCCCUUUCACCCUUUACAAACCAUGUGGUCGUUUCCACGUGUGCUGGAAGGGUCUAGUGGGGGCGGAACAAUAAGACAUGACAGCUCUUCAGGGGCAGGGCUUCACUUGCAGUAGAGACCAAUGAUUGGGAGAGGAAUGAUGAUUGACGGCCUGUUAGACAGCGGGGUUACUCUGCUCAAAAUCAUUGUCCAAGUCAGAAAUGCACCAAAUGCGUCUGUGAUUUAUCUUUUCUUUCAUACAUGCGCACUUGGUGCUCUGUGACGUUUUAGCCCAUAACCCACAUUCAGUGGUGGACUACGACUGAUGUCUUUCUGCACUUGGACUUUAAAUAGGUGAACACGUUAACAUGCGCACUCUGGACUGGACUGAUCUGUAGCAUUCAGGCUCACAAGGUCUGCAUACUUUUGUUUUAUUUGGUUGUAGAAGACUAUUUUUCUAUAUUUAAUAGUGGGUUUGUCAUCAGUUGCUCGUCAACAUUCCACGUCAGGAUUCUAGUAAGAGGGAUUUUACUUCCCACUUAUUUUCUAAUUUAGCGGUCGAAUAACUAAGAGAUGUGAUCGAAGCGCAAACCAAACGCAGCAUGUAGAUGCUUCCUUGUGAAAGUAUUUAAAGUAACGGGUGUCACUAAGAUGAAAUGGCAAACUCAUGGUUUGUGAUGCCUGUUAAAGCACUUAGAAAUAUCAAUAAAAUGUGUAUGUUCAUAUUUUUAUAAAUAUAUAUAUUUACAUCACUGGAUUCCAUGUAUCUGUAUAGAGGUUUCAUUCAAAAAUAAAUGCAUGUCUAUUUGUUUGCUGUUUAUUUGCUUUCUGGAUUAUUUGAUGUCCUUCAGUCUUAAGUUAUUCACUCCCUUCUGCUUUCUAAGGAUUGUUUAAGAGUCAAAGAUCAAUGUCAAUAUUUCCAUAGUAUUGCUCUUCUGCUCUGUUCAUGAUCUUUAAUAAAACUAUGUACACAACCUGAA